GUCUGGCCACGAAGCCGCCCCGCCUCUUCCGGCGUCGGAGCCCUGGCCGAUGGGCGCCGGGUUGCGAGAAGGGGCGCGGUACUGGUCGGGGGCCGCAGGGAGGGCGGGCCCUUCCAGCUCUGGGCCUGAGGGUCUCGGACCUGAGUGGAGGAGGGCCCUUUGGGCGGGUCUACCCCGAGCCGCCCUCGCGCAGCUAUGGAGGAGGACCACCCGGCCGAGGCGCUGACCGAGCUGCGCGAGCGGCAGCCGAGUGCGUUGGAGCUGCUACAGGUGGCUGCGGGCUCGGGCCUGGCCGCCUACGCGGUUUGGGCGCUGCUACUGCAGCCGGGUUUCCGCCGUGUGCCGCUGCGGCUGCAGGUGCCCUAUGUCGGCGCGAGUGCCAGGCAGGUGGAGCAUGUAUUGUCGUUGCUGCGAGGCCGUUCUGGAAAGAUGGUGGACCUGGGCUCUGGCGAUGGCAGGAUUGUGCUGGCUGCCCACAAGUGUGGUCUCUGCCCAGCUCUGGGCUAUGAGUUGAACCCGUGGCUGGUGAGGCUGGCGUGGCUGCAUGCCUGGAGAGCAGGCUGUGCGAGUAGUGUCUCCUACCGCCGUGAAAACCUCUGGAAGGUGAGCCUGAGGGACUGCUACAACGUGUCUGUGUUCCUGGCUCCUAGCGUGCUCCCACUGCUGGAGGACAAGCUGCAGGCAGAGUUGCCUGUGGGAGCCCGAGUCGUGUCCGGGCGCUUCCCCCUCCCCACCUGGCAACCUGUGGCGGUGGUGGGUGAGGGUCUGGACCGCGUCUGGGCCUAUGACGUCCACAGGGGCGGGCCAGCCGGGCCGGCCGUCCCAGGACCCAGUUCCGCCUCCGUACCUGGAGCCCCCAGUUCUCAGGCUGACUGACCGGACACAAUAAAGACGCAGUGGGCUCCA
Messenger RNA from Sus scrofa (pig), 906 nucleotides. RefSeq names its product adenine nucleotide translocase lysine methyltransferase (gene ANTKMT). The record is from RefSeq and is a predicted model, not a curated record. Lineage: Eukaryota; Metazoa; Chordata; Mammalia; Artiodactyla; Suidae. Gene Ontology annotation, biological process: peptidyl-lysine trimethylation; regulation of mitochondrial ATP synthesis coupled proton transport; positive regulation of proton-transporting ATP synthase activity, rotational mechanism. Gene Ontology annotation, molecular function: protein-lysine N-methyltransferase activity. Gene Ontology annotation, cellular component: mitochondrion.